AUGGAAGAUACACUAAGCUCACUCCCAGAGCCAUGGCUCUUCAAUCUACGGUCUUCUAAGCAGUUCAUCGGAUUUGCUGUGUUCGUAACCACGUUCGCUGAUGGGUUCCUCUACGGAAUCGUCGUAGCCGUCCUUCCAUUUUCCUUGACAAUUCGCUUCGGAGUCCCAGAGGUCGACGUCCCAUUCUGGACCUCAACCUCGCUGAUCGUUUUCGGUCUGGCAAUGACGCUUGGGGCACCUAUAGCAGGUUGGAUUGUCGGAAAGUGCGAAAGAAGCCAGAUCCCAUUCCUCGCAGGUCUUCUCUGUGCAUUUGGAUCAACCCUCUUCUUCAUGUUUGGAUGGGCGCCGUGGAUGAUUAUCGUGGCAAGAGUCUUCCAGGGUCUUUCGGCUGGCGUCGUAUAUACAGCUGGCUUGACGCUGUUAGUUAACACGAUCGAGUCGCACGAACUGGGUCCCUGGAUUGGCUUCGGGCUAUCCGGUAUGAACUUCGGUGUGCUUGUAUCACCUACGCUCGGUGGAAUUAUUUAUGAAAAGACAGGGUUCUAUCCUGUUUUUAUCAUGAGUCUUGCUGUGAUUGCCAUUAAUUUGGUUCUCAUUUUGCUCAUUAUUGACAAGAAGGCUGCUGCAAAGUAUCACGAUCAUGUUAGCAGGACUAGGCCAAUUUCGUCGAAUGGAAGUUCACCCAGGAGCGCGGUUGCAAACGGGAAGCGACGACUAUCGCGGGUUGAAGAUGGCGAUGCGACUGUGACAACUUCGCUCCUCGUUUAUUGCAGAGAGUCACCCGAACCGGCUGCGACAGAGGCCACCUGGUGGACUGUUGUUGGAGGUUUUCUCAGUAGUCCGCGCAUCCUCACAGCACUAUAUGCUUCUCUGAUCAAUGUUGUUUUAGUAAGCGCCAUGGACGCGGUGCUACCAAUCUUCGUAAAACAAACCUUCCACUGGCUAUCUGGCGCCACAGGAGCGAUCUUUCUGAACCUGACUAUACCAUCUCUCAUGGGCCCAUUCAUUGGAAUGCUAUCUGAUCGGUAUGGUGUCAGGUUUGUCGCUGCGAUCGGCUUUAUAUUUGCAGGAGUAGCAACCAUUCUACUAGCUUUGGUGCGCCAUAACACUGCUACAAACCAUAUAAUGGCCUGCGUGCUACUUCUUUUUGUUGGUAUAGGACUCAAUGCCUCACUCACCCCCUUGGCUACGGAGAUUCCCCGAAUCGUGAAAGAUCUUCAAGACGAGCGCCCUGACAUAUAUGGACACAAAAGUGCAGUUGCCGAGGGAUAUAUGCUUCUCGAUGCUAUGUUCGGUGCUGGCACUGUGCUUGGGCCAUUUCUCUCUGGGGUUGCGUGUGAUUAUAUCGGAUGGACUGGAUGUACAAUCAUGCUGGGGGUGCUGAGCUUCUCUGCCAUAGUGCCUAUAGUAUUAUAUCUGAAGCCGCAUAUUGAGGCUUCAUGA
Molecule: messenger RNA, 1443 nt
Organism: Penicillium antarcticum
Lineage: Eukaryota; Fungi; Ascomycota; Eurotiomycetes; Eurotiales; Aspergillaceae
Exons: 4
Coding region: 1-1443 (480 amino acids)
Biological process (GO): transmembrane transport
Molecular function (GO): transmembrane transporter activity
Source: RefSeq, a predicted model, not a curated record